AUGAAAAUCCCGCUCUACUUCGUUCAAACGACGGUGGAAGUGGUUCUUAGGAUUUCCGCCGAGAACGAAAUCUGGUGCGCCUCGAUCGAUGAUGUAUUCCAGUCCGCGGUGUUAUACUGCAACACUGGUCUGCCCUGCGAGUUCCGUCUCUGCAACAGCCACGUCUGCUUACUGGACUCCCGCAGUCAUACCAUCCGCACGGAGAACCACACAGGCAAGUGCCUGAGCGCCACGGGCUCGUCCGGGUGGUACGUGGCAGUGGCUGCGCUUUGUGGACCUUCGCUUCCGGGCGGCACGAAACGCGAGCUAAUGGACGAGGCAUUUGUCCGCUUACGGCCCAACCGACCCGUGAUGAACGGCUACGCGCAGACCCACCACAUCCUGACGACGCACACCGCCGAGCUACCGACGGCGAUCCUCACACCAACCGCAGCGAUGACCAUUGCCUAG
Molecule: messenger RNA, 450 nt
Organism: Aspergillus brunneoviolaceus CBS 621.78
Lineage: Eukaryota; Fungi; Ascomycota; Eurotiomycetes; Eurotiales; Aspergillaceae
Exons: 3
Coding region: 1-450 (149 amino acids)
Source: RefSeq, a predicted model, not a curated record